Messenger RNA from Pundamilia nyererei, 2493 nucleotides. It is a transcript of the gene pigu, whose product is annotated as phosphatidylinositol glycan anchor biosynthesis, class U. NCBI's taxonomy places the organism in Eukaryota, Metazoa, Chordata, Actinopteri, Cichliformes, Cichlidae. The record is from RefSeq and is a predicted model, not a curated record. The transcript has 12 exons. The coding region runs from base 66 to 1373 and encodes 435 amino acids. Gene Ontology annotation, biological process: attachment of GPI anchor to protein. Gene Ontology annotation, cellular component: membrane; GPI-anchor transamidase complex.
UUCACGUUUGGAGACUUGAUUUCCCGUCGUGCACCUCGCAGGGCGGACAGCGCUUCCUUGUCAAGAUGGCGGCUCCCUUGACUCUGCUGUUGAUUGUGGCCGUUACGAUCCGUGCCGCUUUGUUCCGGUCCAGUUUGGCGGAGCUGAUUGCAGAGAGGGUGGAGGUGGUGUCGCCGAUAACCGCCUGGAAGAGAGUUGUUGAAGGUUUGGCUCUGCUUGAUUUGGGAGUUUCACCAUAUUCUGGAGAUGUUUUCCACGAGACUCCUCUCAUCAUCUACAUGUUUCACUUUUUGGUGGACUACGCAGAGAUCACAUUUAUGCUGGCCGACGUGAUCACCGCUGUGGCUCUUUACAUGGCAGUGAAGGAGUACAACAAACAAGUGUUCAGAAAGCAGAAGUUUGCUUUGGAGGCCGACCGAUACCCCAUGGACUCUCUGGAGCUCAUCAGAAGCCCCAAAGAAAUGUACUACGUCCCUCUGAAAGUAGCCAUGUUUUACCUGCUGAACCCGUUCACCAUCUUAUCCUGUGUCGCCAAGUCGACCUGUGGCCUGAACAACGCCGUGCUCGCCCUCUUCUUCCUCUCCACAAUAAAAGGAAAUGUCUUACUGAGUGCCAUAUUCCUCUGCUUGGCCACUUAUCAGUCCAUCUAUCCCAUCACCUUGUGCGCUCCUGCCAUGCUGUAUUUUAUGCAGCGUCAGUACAUCCCAGUGAAUUUCCGUCGGGUCAGCUUCUGGUGGUUCAUCGUGCAGUAUCUCUUCAUGUACCUCGGCAGCUUGUUUGUCCUCAUCUGUCUUUCCUUUUUCCUGCUCGGCUCCUGGGACUACCUGCCCUCCGUCUACGGCUUCAUCCUCUCGGUUCCUGACCUCACUCCGAACAUCGGCCUCUUCUGGUAUUUCUUUGCCGAGAUGUUUGAACAUUUCCGCCUCUUCUUCCUCUGCGUCUUCCAGAUUAAUGUUUUCUUCUACACCAUCCCUCUGUCCAUCAAACUAAAGGAGCAUCCCGUCUUCCUGAUCUUCAUGCAGUUAGCUGUGAUCUCCAUCUUUAAGUCGUACCCCACUGUGGGAGACGUUGCACUCUACCUGGCCUUCCUUCCUGUCUGGAGUCACCUGCACAGAUUCCUGAGGAACAUCUUCCUGGUGUCCUGUGUCUUGCUGGCCUGUUCGGCUCUGUUCCCGGUUCUCUGGCACCUCUGGAUCUACGCCGGCAGCGCCAACUCCAACUUCUACUACGCCAUAACUCUGCUCUUCAACGUGGCGCAGAUCCUGCUGGUGUCAGAUUAUUUCUACGCCUUCUUGAGGAGAGAGCACCACCUCACCAACGGGCUGUACCUGAAGAGGAAGGACGGCUCUGAGGCGACGCUGAUUCUCAAAUAAAACGCCCCCGUGUUUGCUCUGAAGGGAGGAAUAAACUCAUCUUCUUUUUAUCCUCAGAGGGAACAAACAAAAACUGAAGGAGGGUAAAAGACUUUCAGACCUCCUGUGGUCCUCAAACAGAUCAAAACGGCACACGCAGAACGUGCGCACGGUACAGCGUCACAUGCAAACAAUAGCACUGCAACAUACAACAUGACAGACGUGUGGGAUGUCGACACGUGGCUUACUCUGAAGCCUCACCUCCACCUGUAACCUCCACCUGUAACCUCCACCUGUGGUUACUUCCUGUAAGCCACUCUGGGAAAGUUUAUUUUUUGAUGCUUUGUUGUUCUUGCAGCUCCAGGUUUUAUUUUAAAGCACCAGCUGUCGUGCUGAAGGAAAAACCUCUUUUAUUUGAUCAUUCUCGCCCACGUGCACGCGUUUGUGUUUUCCUAAUUGCCUUUUUGUUAAAAGUGGCAUCUGUCGUGGUCAGAGGAGAAAGAAAAAGCUGUUUUUAAGAGCUUAGAAACCUUUAAUUUCUCACCAGUUUAACAGUGUUUGCCUUUUACAGUCUGCUCUUCAGUUCUCGUUUACCUAAAGUCAUCUAAAGUAAAAACCAGUUCAACCUCAUUGUGUUGCAGAACACUACCUGAGAUUUUGAUCAGAAACUGGAAAGUUUUUCUGGCGAGAAGCUGCGUUUGUCAAACAUCAGAUAAUAACAACUACCGAGCAGGAAACGAAGACUGCAGUGAAUGUGUUGACAACUGAGUCGCUCGAGUUUGGCAUGUUUGGAGAGCAGAAACAGAUAAUCAUCAUUAAGCUUCGGUGGAGGGUUGGAGACUGGUCCCAGGAAGAACACACACAAUAAUGGAUCCAAAUAUUUAUGAUGGUUUUGGUUGUAGAUUUAAAUAUCACAGAGGAGUGGAGUCUGAAAUGUAAAGGGCCCUUCUUCUUCUCCUCCUCCUUCUUCUUGUUGUUGUUUUGGACCAAGUUAAAGCUGCAGUGAGCUCGUGUUUUCCACUUUCAUAUUUAACCCCAAAUAAUUCACCAAAUGAAUCCCUGCUUUACUCGUAUUUCUGCAUGUCAUCAAGGUUAUUUACUUAGAUCGAAUUUGUAAUUAACAUUAAAAAAUGAACUCUGA